AUGACUACCGUGGCCCGCGUCUUCCAAGAAGCCUGCCGCUCCCGGAGACACGACCAAGUGCACUACGCAUGCAACUGCCUUCCUAGACUGACUAGGCCGCGCGAGCUCACCGCCACAUUGAAACGAAGACCAUCCCCAUCGACCUCGGACCACCAGAUCUCGUGCCGAAGCCAGUCUCUCGGGCGGCGGAUCAAGUCCAGAUCUGCAAGCACGAGCUCCGGGCCGAGUCGUCGCGCCGUCACAGUCACCAGUGACGAUGGCCGGUACAACUGGAGCGAGUUGAGUGCCGGCGAGAAAGCGGCCAGAGGAACCCAGCAAACGUUCAAUUUCCUGCUCGUCUCGCUCGGCUUGGUGGGGACGAUCACCGUGGCGUACUUCUUGUACCAGGAACUCCUCGCCCCCUCCUCAUCCACGGUCCAGUUCAACGCCGCAGUCAGUCGGAUUAAAUCCUCCCCUGAAUGCCGCGCCCUGCUUGGCCCCUCCUCACAGAUACUCGCCUACGGUGAGCCGACCUCGAGUAAGUGGGCUCGCGCCCGUCCCCUUGCGCACUCGACAGAAGUCGACAGAAAUGGGACCGCGCACCUCAGGAUGCAUUUCAACGUGGAGGGCAAAGACAGUGGAGUCAGAGGAGUGGUCACUGUGCACAUGACAAAAUCAAGGGAUAGAGACAGGUUGGAAUAUCAACUUCUGAGUUUAUCAGUAAAAGGCCACGAGACUGUGUAUUUGGAGAACAAAGCCGCCGAGAGGGGCAUCAAAGGGCAGGCUGCCAGGAUGUUCGGCGUCCAGUGGCGGUAG
This is a messenger RNA of Cladophialophora yegresii CBS 114405, 795 nucleotides long. RefSeq lists its product as uncharacterized. The coding region runs from base 1 to 795 and encodes 264 amino acids. Gene Ontology annotation, biological process: protein import into mitochondrial matrix. The record is from RefSeq and is a predicted model, not a curated record. Gene Ontology annotation, cellular component: TIM23 mitochondrial import inner membrane translocase complex. NCBI's taxonomy places the organism in Eukaryota, Fungi, Ascomycota, Eurotiomycetes, Chaetothyriales, Herpotrichiellaceae. The transcript has 2 exons.